Molecule: messenger RNA, 213 nt
Organism: Funneliformis caledonium
Lineage: Eukaryota; Fungi; Glomeromycota; Glomeromycetes; Glomerales; Glomeraceae
Source: the annotation of a GenBank genome assembly
UCUCUUUCUCAUCGAGUCAAAUUUGUUCGUGAUAUAAUUCGCGAAGUUGCAGGAUAUGCUCCUUAUGAGAAACGUGUAAUGGAAUUGUUGAAAAAUUCCAAGGAUAAGCGUGCAAGAAAAUUGGCAAAGAAGAGACUUGGUACCUUUGUUAGAGCCAAAAGAAAAGUUGAGGAACUCAGCAACAUUAUCGCUGAAUCUCGUCGUGCUCAUUAA